UUUCUUCCCUAUUUUUCAGUGUGAUAUAGAUCCUUGCAAUACUGCGUCUCAGAAAAAAAUAAAAACCUUGUCUGACAAUUCUGUGAAAUUGGAGAAAAAAGUGUUUCAAUUUAGCUUCCAAGCUCUUCAAGCUAUUUUGUUUACAAACGUAGCAUUCCAAUAGGAAUUGUGUUCUCCAGUUUACAAUGCAUCGUCGUGGGGGAAAACGCAUCCGUAUGGAUGAACCUCCGCCGGAAUUUGAGGAUCAUCACGAGCAACCGUUCCAGAGUGAGCCUCAUAAUGAAAGUUGGUCGUCGGGUGGCGCAGGAGAGGGUCCCUCUGAAGAACAACAUCACCCAAACCCGGAGGAGCAAGUCAGCACCGGCCGUCCUGGAGCUCGAAUGACAAGAUUGAGGGCUCGCGGUGGAGUACCAUUGAAAGCUCCCAUCAUCGAUGACGACGAUGAUGAUAUAUUCUUCGGAACACGGUACGAUCCGCAGCAGCAACAGCAGUUGCAGCACAAGAAGAGGAAGGCCCCGAGAAAGCCUCGCGGCGAAGCCGCUCCAAAAGAGCCGCGGGAGAAGCGAGAGCGUGCAUACCAUCAUGACGACGAACGAGUGGUGGUGACGGACCGCGAGAGCACGACCGAUGAGAAUAGUUUGUACUUCAUUCUGAGGCACUCCAAGUCAGCUAUCACCGGGAUCGUUGACGACUGGAUUGAGAGCUACAAGCUGGAUAAGGAUUCUGCCCUGAUUGCGUUAAUGAACUUUUUUGUGCACGCCAGUGGGUGCAAAGGGAAGAUCACUCCCGAAAUGCAACAGACCAUGGAGCACACGGCAAUUAUUCGGAAGAUGACCGAGGAAUUCGAUGAAGACAGUCAUGAGUAUCCUCUGAUUAUGCCUGGUCAGCAGUGGAAAAAGUUCAAGAUGAACUUCUGUGACUUUGUGCAAACACUUGUCAAGCAGUGUCAAUACUCGAUCAUCUACGAUCAGUUUUUAAUGGACAAUGUAAUAUCGCUGUUGACCGGGUUGUCGGAUUCUCAGGUUCGAGCAUUCCGUCACACGGCAACUUUGGCAGCGAUGAAGUUGAUGACCGCUCUGGUUGAUGUGGCCCUUCUUGUAUCGGUCAAUUUUGAUAACGCCGCCCGGCAGUACGAUGCUGAACGGUUGAAGCCGCGUGAUAAACGGGCCCCGGAUCGAUUGGAAUCGUUAAUGGCUAAGCGUACGGAGCUGGAGGAGAACAUGGACGAAAUUAAGAACAUGCUGACGUAUAUGUUCAAGUCGGUUUUCGUGCAUCGCUACAGAGACACUUUGCCGGAAAUCAGAGCAAUUUGUAUGUCGGAGAUAGGAAUAUGGAUGCAGAAGUUCUCGCAAAACUUUCUGGAUGAUUCCUAUUUGAAGUACAUUGGUUGGACGCUGCACGACAAGGUCGGCGAGGUUCGGCUUCGCUGUCUGCAAGCACUGCUGCCGUUGUAUGAAAAUGAGGAACUGAAAGGAAAGCUGGAAUUGUUUACGUCCAAAUUCAAAGACCGUAUCGUCGCGAUGACGCUGGACAAGGAGUUCGAAGCAGCUGUUCACGCGGUCAAAUUGGUCAUCAACAUAUUGAAGAUUCACCAGGAUAUUCUGACCGACAAGGAUUGUGAAAUUGUGUACGAGUUGGUUUAUUCGUCACAUCGUGGUGUAGCUCAAGCGGCAGCCGAAUUUUUGAACGUUCGUUUAUUCUGCUUGGACGCGGACGCUCAAGUGACUUAUACCAAACGCGGUAAGAAGCGCCUUCCGAAUACGCCGUUGAUACGCGAUUUGGUGCAAUUUUUUAUCGAAUCUGAAUUGCACGAACAUGGUGCCUACCUGGUGGAUUCAUUCAUCGACAGUAAUCCGAUGGUCAAAGAUUGGGAAUGUAUGACCGAUCUGCUUCUGGAAGAACCUGGUCCUAUGGAGGAGACCUUGGACAAUAAGCAAGAAUCGACACUGAUUGAGAUUAUGGUCAGUGCAGUUCGCCAAGCCGCUACUGGUGAACCUCCUGUUGGUCGUGGUAGUAGUCGAAAGAUGACCCUAAGUGCGAAGGAAAUCAAGCAAGUUCAGGACGACAAGCAGAAGCUAACAGAACACUUUAUCCAUUCGCUUCCCCUGUUGUUGCACAAAUACAGCGCUGACAGCGAAAAGCUCACAAACUUGCUGGCAAUUCCACAGUAUUUUGAUCUUGAGCUGUACACCACAACCCGCCAAGAAGCUAAUCUCCAAGCCCUGCUGGACAAAAUGACUCACAUUAUGGCGAUUCAAAUCGAUCGCGAAGUACUCGAAACCUGCUCCAAAACAUUUGAAUUCCUCUGCACUGAAGGAAGCGCCAUUUACACCCGCUGCGAUGUAGCCAGAUCUAACGUAAUUGACGAAUGCGUCAACCGCUACAAAGAGGCAAUCGACGACUAUCGCAACUUAAUCGCUGGAGAAGAAACUCCCAAUGAAGACGAAAUCUACAACGUCAACAUCAGUCUGAAAAAAGUGUCCAUUCUGUACUCGUGUCACAAUCUGAACACCUGGAAUUUGUUCGACUCUCUCUAUCAGGAUAUCGAGGAGAGUCUGUCGGAAAAUGCCGGGGACAAUGGGAUUCCCCACGAAGCCCUAGUUUACUGCAUCGAAGCGUGCGUCUUCUCCAUCAACUGGGGCUUGUACUUCCUGGAGAACACCAUGGACCGAUCCGCAGCCUCCGAAGUCGACGAACUUUCCCAGAAUCUCCAGAAGUACAUGAACGCUUGCAACGAGCUGAUGCACUACGAAGUUGCACCAACCGUACAGGAAGCAGCUUACAUGUCCAUAUGCGACCUACUGAUCGUCUUCAGUGACCAACUGGGAACCCAUCCCAACGAGAAUAUUCGCAAAUUGGUGUACACUCUUAGCGUGGAGCAGCAAGCUCUGCUAAAUGAGUUUGUUCAGACGAAUGUUUUCUCUACCGAACAGGAGGAAGGCCACGACGAAACGCGCAUCGAGGAGCUUCACAAGCGAAGAAACUUCUUGGCGGCAUACUGCAAACUUAUUGUUUAUAACAUUUUGCCGAUGAAAUCCGCCGCGGACAUUUUCAAACAUUAUCUCAAGUGCUACAACGAGUACGGCGAUAUCAUCAAAACUACCCUGGGCAAGACGCGUGAAAUCAAUAAAGUUAACUGCGCCAUGACCAUGUGCCUCAGUCUGAUCAACGUCUUCAAGGACAUUCAGGAGGCGUCUCCCGGUGGUCGAAUUUCAAAGAACUCCCAGGAGUUCCAAGACCUAAAGGAAUUGGCCAAGCGAUUUGCGCUGUCCUUCGGGCUGGAUGCGGUCAAAAAUCGCGAAGCCAUCACAGUAUUCCAUCGGGCGGGAAUUCUCUUCGCCGUGACAGUUCAGCCCGAUGGGUACGAGGACCCAUCGGCACCGCCUCCGUGCAUUGCUUUUCUGGAGGUGCUGUCCGAGUUGACGAACAAACUAAUCAAGCAGGAUAAGAAACUGAUUCUCAGCUUCAUGGAGCGUCGUUUAACUGCUGGAAUGCCGUCCAGUCGGUCAGAAGACUGGCAACCGCUGAUGACGUACAAAAAUUCUCUGCUACACGGUGAAACCGAUCAGCUUCCGGUUACAUCAAAGCGAGCGUACUCGCGAAAGAAGAAGGAUUACGAUCACGACGAUGACGAAGAGCACGAUGAUGAGGAUGAUCAGGAUUAUGUUGCGUAAGAUUUAAUCCAUAGCUCAUCGCUAUAUAUGCUUCCAUCGUUCGAGCGGCUAGAUCUGGUUCGAGCUUCGAGCAGCCCACUUCGGAGAAACUGUCAUUUUCAAAAUCUCUCUCAUCUACUUCGUACCGCACGCCGUGUCCGAAGGUGCUUAUUUUGCUAUUUUCAUUAGUGCUUCUAUCGCUCCGAUUCACAGAUAUUUCCGGUCUUAUCAUAAUGUUGUAAUCAUAAUUAUGUUUUUGUAAACAAGUUUAUUCAAAUAGGAUCUAAUCGAUAAAGACCUGCAGGUUUCUAGAAAUCGGUAAACAGAAAGAUUGCACUUCAAAAGAUUUCAUUCCAACUCAUUGAUUUGGAAAUUCCAGAUCUUAUAGUGUUCGACGUAUUGGGUGUCAAGCUUUUAAAAAAUAUAGUAAUAUAAAUAUAGUAAUAUAAUAUAAUAUAGUAAUAUAAUAUAAAUAUAAUAUUAUAUAUAUUAUAUAUGUCAAACACUAUCAAAGAAAUUCAAAAUCCUA
Molecule: messenger RNA, 4182 nt
Organism: Armigeres subalbatus
Lineage: Eukaryota; Metazoa; Arthropoda; Insecta; Diptera; Culicidae
Gene: SA1
Product: cohesin subunit SA-1
Exons: 5
Coding region: 186-3674 (1162 amino acids)
Biological process (GO): sister chromatid cohesion
Cellular component (GO): nucleus; cohesin complex; chromatin
Molecular function (GO): chromatin binding
Source: RefSeq, a predicted model, not a curated record